GUCGUGCGUGGUCCUGCAACCCGACGAGACUGAGUUUCCCCGGACAGAUCCUCUGAAGGUGAAACAAGAGUAGUUGAAGAAAGUAGCUGGAGUCUCAGCCUAACCAUGAAAAGGAAGGCUAAAAGUGGGGAUAUUGCCAGCUUUUUUGCAAAAAAAAUUCAAAAAAGUACACAGGAGGAAGAGCGUGAGGGAAAUGAAGGAGAAGGCAGUAAACUGGAGAGACCAGGAGGGUCAGAGCAGGAGAAGACAGAAGGGGACAAGGAAAUAAGUGACGGAGAAGAGGAAAUAAGUGAAGGAGAUGAGGAAAUAAGUGAAGGAGAUGAGGAAAAAGAAGAAUCAGUGAGGGAUGAAGAGGAGGCUCAAGAUUCAGAGAGAGGGACAGAGGCAGGGAGGGAUCAGGAGGAGGAAGAUGACAGAGAUGAAGAGGGUAGACCUGCAAUUCCCCCUGGACCACAUGUUCCCUGUGGCUCAGUUAACAUUUCGAAAGAGAUGAAGAAGAAAGAGAACAUCAACGUGCCUUGGGUGAUGUGUGAAAAACUGCUGCCAACUAAAGACACAGGUUGUUUCUUCACAUUCCUCCUGAUGUCACGCAUCUCUCUGCCUUUGGAUCUUCUACCCACAUCUGCCUGCAACAUCAGUGAGUGUUGGACUCCACCUCAUGAGUGCCUUGUUCCACCAUCUGCCAUAGACAUGCUGUCCACCAUAUUCAGGCAAGACCAGAUGUAG
Messenger RNA from Triplophysa dalaica, 726 nucleotides. RefSeq lists its product as uncharacterized. The record is from RefSeq and is a predicted model, not a curated record. The transcript has 4 exons. Bases 106 to 726 code for a protein of 206 amino acids. NCBI's taxonomy places the organism in Eukaryota, Metazoa, Chordata, Actinopteri, Cypriniformes, Nemacheilidae.